AUGUAUCAACAAAUACUGAGAUAUAUAUCAAAUCUUUACUCCAAUCUCAAACAGAAAAUCAAUCAGGAAAACUUAUCAACUCCAACCCGCAAAUAGUUAAGUGGAAAUAAAGAACAAUGAGUUUUAUGUUGUAUUUAAUAGCGUUUUCCCAUUUCUCUGCUAACUCCCCCCCCCCCUCCGUGAGCGAACAAAACCAUUAGAAAAAUCGCCAUUUUUUGACCAAAAACCCACCCUCCGUGAGUGAACAAAAAUUUUUUUAAUAGAAAAAAUUUUAAUGGAAAAAAAUUUGGAUAUAUAAGUGAUAAUUAGUAUAAUGAAAUCUAGAGCUAAUUCUGUUUAAUUUUAAACAAAUUGCGUUUUAAAACAUAAAUUUUGCAAAUUAAAUUAAUAUUUGUUCCCAAUUUUUGCAAAUUAGGAUUUUUUUUAAAUUUCGAAAAAAAAUAUUUUUUAUAAAUUUAUAUAUAAAUUUUUUUUAAAAAAAAAAAAUUAACCCCCCUCCGUGAGCGAACAAAAUUUUUUUGUUCGCUCACGGAGGGGGGGGGGGGAGUAAAUAAAAUCUGUGUAGUAUUUUUUUACAUGCGAAGUUUUACUUCAUUUUUUAUAAUAAAAACUUUUUACUUCUCAUCAAUAUGAAAAAUUUCUUUCCAGUCACUUUGUAAUGAAAAAAAAAACUGAAUGAAAAAACUUCAUUGGAGCUUUUUCCACUCAACUCCUCGCAAAAGGCUUUUUUAUUCAAGAAUCAUCAUAAUGUUUGUUCUUAUGAUAAUUGUAAUAACGAAUACUUUUACUGCCACAGCUGUUCAGACUCGUCGUAUCUCUUGCCUUUGGGAUUUUUUAUUAGAAGCAACUAGCUUGAUCAAUCAGUAUUUUUUUAAACAUGAAAUUGCUAGGAAUAUUUUGUUGAUCAUAACUUCUGCUGCAAUGGAUAUUCUUGUCUUAUAUCAUGCAAUAAGCUUUAUGCUCUGAGGCAACUCUUUAAAACCUGUUAUUUGGCUAAUUUUAUAUAUUGGGCUAUGAUUUUUAUUUCAGUGGAUUUUCCUUAGUCCUCACAACAAAAUCGCUCGAAAACUCUCUAUUUUUUUGGCCAAAAGCCACCCUACGCAAGUGACAAAAAAAAUUUCCAAGAGAAAAAACUGUUUGUGAAAAGAUCUAGCUUGCAUUUUAAAAGAUAAAUUUUAUAAAUUAAAUUAAAUUUUCGCUUUCCAAUUUUUGCGACUUUUUUUUAAAUUUUGCAUAUGAAUUUUUAAAAAAAAUAUUAAACUCCUUUAUGCCAAACAAUUUUUUUUUUCGCUAACGGAGGGGGAGCUAUGAGGUUUCCCAGCGGCUUUACAUGGGGAUAUCCUGGAUUUCCAUCAUUAACUAUUUCAUAUAUAAAAUCAGCUGAUUUUUAUUUUUCAGCUAGAAUGGGUGCAUUAGUCUAUUUUGGUAUUUUAAGUCAUGAGAAAAAGAAUAAAUAUCUAACUUGGGCAGCAAUUAUUAACAUUAUUCUAAGUUUUUGGAUGAUGAUUUUUUUCAGAGCUCAUUAUUCAAUAGAUUUGAUUUUUGGAGGAAUUUUUGGGCAUUAUUGUAUAAUCAUAGCUCACCCCCCAUUUAUGUUUGAACAAAAAUAUAUUUGUUUCAAUUUAAAGGGGAUUAAUUUUUCUAUUAAAAAAUAAUAUAAAAUUUUUUAUAAUAAAAUAGUGCUUAUGAAUAUAAAAAUAUAAAAUUGAAAGCAAUAUUUAUGAAUUUUAAUUUAUAUUUAUCGAAAAUUAACUCAGAAUUUAAUCUAUUAAGAAUGCCAAAUUUUACUCCCUCCAUUCAAUUAGGCCAGAGCUAGUAUUUCACUUAAUUAAUUUUCAAUUAAAAAUAAAAUUUUGCUCCAAUUUAUAUUUAUUUCAAUUUAAAGGGGAAAUAAGUGAAAAGAUUUCGCCUUGGAUUGACAAGAAAACCAAACUGCAGUAG
Molecule: messenger RNA, 1941 nt
Organism: Blepharisma stoltei
Lineage: Eukaryota; Ciliophora; Heterotrichea; Heterotrichida; Blepharismidae
Source: the annotation of a GenBank genome assembly